This is a messenger RNA of Cercopithifilaria johnstoni, 1095 nucleotides long. The record is from the annotation of a GenBank genome assembly. NCBI's taxonomy places the organism in Eukaryota, Metazoa, Nematoda, Chromadorea, Rhabditida, Onchocercidae.
AUGUUCAAAGUGAUAAUGACAAUAAAAGAAUUUUUGGUAUUUGUGCGGGAAGGGAUAUAUUCGCUACGUUUCACUGUUACACUGUUAACAUUUAUCGUUCUUCUCUUUAUCAUCGUGCAAUUAUGUGAAGUUAUAUAUUCAUUUAUGCAAUUAAAGCAACCAAGUUUGGAAAAUGAUGAAUAUUAUCCAACGGAGAUCAUUACGGAAGAUCCUAAUAAUUCGAGUAAAUUAAGUCUGAAAAAAGGAAGAAGGAGCAAUGAAGAUUCCAUCCAGCUUCCAUCGUUCAAUAAAGAAACUAAAGAAAGAAAUUAUCAUAUAGGAAUAUUUGAUAAGAAACUACUGGAAAUGGAGAAAUCAUCACCGCUCUCCGCAUCACUCAUACUAUCCAAUUCAUUAAACCGUUCAAGAAAACAGUUAGAAGAAAAUUCACCCAAACAGAGCUGCAUAAUAAAAGAACAAUCAACCAACGAGCCAUCAAUCACAACAAAUGAUGGAUCAAAAAAAUCAUCGAUAAUAACAAUCAAUUCGCCAAGUAAAGAAAAAAUAUGUCGUUCUGCAGAGGCUAUUUUAGUUUUGAAUGAGAAUAAGUGGUAUACCGGGACGUUAUCUUGGUCAUUUCGGGAUCCGUUCCGUCUUUUCAAAAACGAUCAAAAAUUUAUCAUUGUAAAGAGUAUCCUACGACAGGCUUUCGAGAAAUGGUCAAACUCAUCAGGAGGUGCACUUAUAUUUGAAGAUCUCUCUCCAAUGGAUCGAACUUCAGGAAAUACUGGUGCAAAUUUUGAUGUUUUAUUCGCUAAAUAUGCUCAUGGUGAUAAAGAAUCAUUUGAUGGAUUUGGUGGAAUUGUGGCUCAUUCGGGAUAUCCUGUGGAGGGUAUCAUCCAUUUCGACGCUUCUGAAUAUUGGUCAAUCAACGGACGUACAGGGCUUGAUUUGCGAUACGUUGCCCUUCAUGAAAUUGGACAUGCGCUUGGACUUAGACAUUCAAACGAUCCAAAAGCUAUUAUGAAUCCAUAUUACAGUGACCAACUGAAAAAAGGUUUUGAACUUGGCGAAGACGAUAUUCUGGGUAUCAAGAAGCUUUAUGGAACUUCUUAA